Linum tenue is the source of this 600-nucleotide messenger RNA. Lineage: Eukaryota; Viridiplantae; Streptophyta; Magnoliopsida; Malpighiales; Linaceae. The record is from the annotation of a GenBank genome assembly.
AUGGCCCAAAAACUCAACCAAAUCGUAGCUUCCCUACUCCUCAUCUCCACCCUCCUCUCCGCCGCAACCCAAGCCAUCGCCCGCCGCGACGACGAAGAAGAAGAUUACGUAAAUGCCCUCAACCCCAACCGGCUCAACCGUCGGCUCAAAAAACAGAAGCUGACCCACUUCCACUUCUACUGGCACGACAUCUACAGCGGCUCGAACCCGAGCGCGAUGCAGGUCGUGGCCUCCCCGGCCAACACCUCCACCACCGGGUUCGGGUUCGUGAGCAUGAUCGACAACCCGAUGACCGUGGGGCCCGACAUCGGGUCCAAGCUGAUCGGGCGGUCCCAGGGGUUCUACGGCUCGGCGGACCAGCGCGAGCUGGCCGUGCUGGUGACCAUGAACUUGGUCUUUUUGGAAGGGAGGUACAACGGGAGCACGGUGGCGCUGAUGGGGAGGAACCGGAUCGCGGCGGGGAUCCGGGAGACGGCGGUGGUCGGCGGGACCGGGGUUUUCCGGUUUGCGACCGGGUAUGCCACGGCUAGGACUCAGAGGUUUAACCAGACUAGCGGGGACGCGGUGGCUGAGUACAAUCUUUAUGUCUUGCAUUAUUGA